AUGAAGAUCGCUAUUUGUAUGCUAUUGUUUUGUGGUAGCACAUACGCAGCCACAACAACACAACGUCCUGAAGACACCGAAGCCCUUCAGACAGCACCGGCAGCACCAGCGACACCGGCGUCCGAAGGAAUUUCUGGAACUGUACUGGAGAAGCUAUUUGCCAGGUUUGACCAAUUGGAUCGUAAGUUGCUGGAACUUCAAAAUGGAACUUCGAAGGUGGAACGGAAACUUAUCACCAUCGAAAACACUAUCCAACGUUUGGAGCAAGACGUCGGCAGAAACAUGAGUGUUAUCUCCAGCGUGAUCCAGUUAUCGCACGUUCCGGAUUGUGUCACCUCGCCAACAUCCACAACGACACCGAAACCAGAGUCACCCUCAUCUUGCAAGGAGAUAGCAUCAAAUGUCUCGGCAGUGUAUUUCAUCCGCGUGAAGAGUGAUAGUGCACCGAUUAAGGUCUAUUGUGAGAUGGAAAAGUUUGACGGGGGUUGGAUUGUACUGCAACAUCGGUUCAACGGUUCGGUUAAUUUUUUCCGGAACUGGGCCGACUACCGAGACGGUUUUGGUGAGAUGGAUAGCGAGUUUUGGCUCGGACUGAAGCACGUUCAUCAACUCACCGACGCUCGGCCUCAUGAGUUGAUCGUGGAAGUUAAGGACUUUAGUGGCAACUACGGGUACGCCCGGUACAGUGCAUUCCAUGUAGGAAGUGCGAGUGAGCAUUUCCGUCUCAACAUCCUGGGAUCGUAUAGUGGCACUGCAGGAGACUCGCUGAUAGGUCACAAGGGAAGGAUGUUCUGCACGAAGGAUCAGGAUAAUGAUGGGAGUUCCAGUAAGCAUUAUGCUGUUACUUAUGAAGGCCCCUGGUGGCACGUAUUUAGCUAUUCGAAUUUGAACGGACGCUACAAGAAUACCACCGAUACGAAUUCAAUUUGGUGGUAUACUUUGAAAGACGACACUCGAGGAUUGAGCUUCAGUCGGAUGAUGGUUCGUCAAUUAUGA
Molecule: messenger RNA, 996 nt
Organism: Anopheles aquasalis
Lineage: Eukaryota; Metazoa; Arthropoda; Insecta; Diptera; Culicidae
Product: fibrinogen-like protein A
Source: RefSeq, a predicted model, not a curated record